Acaromyces ingoldii is the source of this 2769-nucleotide messenger RNA. RefSeq names its product Zn-dependent exopeptidase. Gene Ontology annotation, molecular function: carboxypeptidase activity. Lineage: Eukaryota; Fungi; Basidiomycota; Exobasidiomycetes; Exobasidiales; Cryptobasidiaceae. The transcript has a single exon. The record is from RefSeq and is a predicted model, not a curated record. Bases 33 to 2708 code for a protein of 891 amino acids.
ACUGCUACCACCAUCACAAUCACCAACAAGAGAUGCCGCCGCUAGCGCCCAAGGAGGGCGCUGUGUCGCUUCCCAUAGACGCCGAUGAGCCUCGCUUCCCCAUGCGCCGCAUUGUCGACACUGACGACGAAGAGCAGGAGGAAGGGAGCAGUUUGCUCGCUGGGAGGGAAAGGCGCCCAAACGGAGACGCAGAAGACGCAGCGGAGGAGGGAGAAGAGGACGAUGAAGAGGUUGACAUGUUUCAGCGGGCCAGCAGGGCAUCGGGCAAGUCUCGCUUCGUCGCAGUGGUCCUCUUUCUGCUGGGUGGCAUCCUCUUCUACCACUUUGUCGUGCCGAUUCUGCCUGACCUGAUCCCCGAGCGCGACACUCCUUGGGACGACCCCGUUCAGUUCCCACAGCGCGACAUCUGGACGCUCGAUGGCCGCGUCGAUCUCCCGCUUGCGUACGUCAACCAUGCUCGGCUCGCUUCGAGCCUCUCAGAGCCCGAGGGCGAACCAGCAUCGACGGACCUGAACCUGCUCCACAUCGACCCGGAAGAGGUGUCAGCAGUCUUUGAGAAAAUCUUCCUCCAGUCGCCUCGUCCUGGGCUGGCCGAGAAGAUCUCUCGGGAGCUCACGCGCAAGACUCACAUUGCUGGAUCCAAGAGAGACUUUGAGACCGCCGUCAAAGUCGCUCGCAAAUUUAGCGAUGCUCUCGGGACACCGCUGGCAGACAAGCCAAAGGACUUUGUCUUUGAUGCUGGCAGCUCCGACUCUAUCCGUCAUAUGACGCAGGCGAGGAGGAUCGGAGGUGACCCUAUCAACGAAGGAAGACCCAGGGUGUGGGUCGAUACGUACAGCGUCUGGCUCAACUACCCCGUCUCGUCGUCUCUGGCGCUCACUCGAAAGGGUGAAGCCGAGCCUUACUUCCACGCCAAGCUCGAGGAAGACAAGCUCGAGGAGGACAAGUUCAGUCAAAAGGGGCUUCCCAUCUUCCACGGCUACUCAAAGAGCGGUAAGGCCUCGGGUCCCCUUGUCUACGCUGGCAUCUGCUCGCUUGAGGACUUUGCGCGACUGAAGGAGCUCAACGUCAAAGUCGAGGGUGCCAUCACCCUCUGCCGAUAUGGCGGCCCAUUCCGGGGGUUGAAGGUGCGCAUGAGCGCUGAGAAUGGCGCUGUCGGCACUCUCAUCUACUCGGAUCCAAACGAAGACGGCGAGGUGACAGAGGCCAAUGGCUACCAGGCAUACCCAGACGGGCCUGCUCGCCAGCCAUCGAGCGUACAGCGUGGCUCGGUACAGGGCCUGUCAAUCUACCCAGGCGACCCUUCCACGCCCGGAAAACCCUCGUACCGAAAUGCAACCCGGCUCGAUCCAGACACGGCCGAUUCACUGCCCAAGACUCCCUCGCUGCCGCUGAGUUACGAGGAUGCCAAGCCACUCCUCGAAUCGCUGAAGGGCCGAGGUGUUAAGGCGAGCGACGUCGGCGACGGUUGGCAAGGUGCUAUUCCGGGCGUCGAGUACUGGACCGGGCCGUCCGAGGAUCAGGUCGACAUGUCAAAUGAGAUGACAAAGAUGGAAGCGCGCGAUACUUGGAACACAUACGCCUACAUCCCGGGCAUCCUCGAGGACGAGGUCGUGGUGCUUAGCAAUCACCGCGACGCUUGGACAUUUGGAGCAGGCGAUCCCAGUUCGGGAACGGUGGCCCUCACCAUGGUCGCUGCUGGCCUUGGUAAUCUCGUCAAGAAGGGAUGGAGGCCGCUGCGAUCCAUCCUUCUUGCAUCUUGGGAUGGCGAGGAGUACGGCUUGGUUGGCUCAACGGAAGCCGCCGAGGACUACCGUGACUUUUUCAAGAGGAAAGGCUCGGUGUUCUUGAACGUCGAUGUGGCUGCGUCGGGCCCCAAGCCCAAUGCCAGAGCUUCUCCUUCGCUCUCGGACUUUGUCGUGGGCGCCGCGAGAGACAUUCAUUCCGAUACCCCGGACCAGCCUGGACUCACCCUUGCGCACCCGCCCGGUCCCCUUGGCUCGGGAAGCGACUACACGGCCUUCCUUCAGAACCUCGGCAUUGCCAGCGUCGACAUGGGCUUCGCGCGGGGAACGAAGGACCCUGUGUACCAUUACCACUCCAACUACGACAAUUUCCACUGGAUGAAGAAGUUUGGUGACCCCCACUUUGAGCGUCACGUCGACGCAGCCAAGUGGCAGGGCCUCAUGGCUCUCCGCGCUUCCCAGUCCAUCUUUUUGCCGAUCAAUGCUACGAGGUAUGCAGAUGCGCUCGAGCAGUACCUCGACAAGUUUGUCAGGCUGCCGGGCGCUGAUGCAAUCGACGUCCGGCCGGUCACAAAGGCGAUUGCAAAGGUGCAGCAGGCCGCAAAGAAGCACGAGGCCAACAAGGCCUUGCUCGAUAAGAGGAUCAAGAGGUUGUUGGGCAUGAGGACGUCUUAUGCGCGCAGUCAUGAGCUCAAGAUUCUGUUUGAGAAGGCCCGCAGGCACAACAAGCGAUCCAAGAGACUCGAGCUGAACUUUAUUGAUGAGGCUGGCCUGGCCAAGAGGCCCUUCUACAAGCAUCUGGGCGUAGCGCCGGGAAGGUAUCUGGGCUACGGUAGCACCACCUUCCCCGGCCUCACAGAGGCCGUCUCGCUCGAUGGAGGCGGACAAGCAGCCGAAGAGGAAAAGGCAAGGCUGGUCGAGACCCUGGAGAGAGUCGCCAAGGGAUUUCUCGAAGGUCUUUAGUUGUCCUUUUGCUCCCAAUUAGCUCUUGUUCAAUUACCAAUAUAUUAUUUCCCCUUCUGCC